GUGUGUGAGUGUGAGAGGGAGAGAGCGUGUGCCUUGUCAGAGCUCUGUGUCCGUGCUCUCCUGCGGUGAUCUGGGAGUUGAAGGAAGAGGCAGAGGGCCCGUGUGUCUGAGAGAGAGAGAGAGAGAGAGAGAGUGUGCGUGUGUGAGAGAUAAGAGUCCCUGAUGGAUUAGCUGUCAGUUCAGAGCGUAUCCCUGCUCAGGAUGCACUGCAGUUACUCACAGUCCUGCAGCAGACCCUCGACGUGCGACACAGAGAGAGAGAGAGCAAGUACUGCGCUGCCCGUGGGAUCCCUCCAAGCAGAGAUGCUGACAGUUCACGAUGUGGCACCCCUGUACCAGACGGACUUUGUGAGGAACGCCCGGGCAGUAGCUGCCCUCUGGGCUGUCUGCACGCUGUGCCUGGCCUUGCUGGAGGUGGUGGUGCUGACUGAACCGGACUGGGUCCAGGCCCCAGGCUCCGGCCUGGCCCCCUCAGGCUCCUUCGGCCUCUUCCAGCUGUGCCAGCAGACUGAAGGGCCACCCCGGUGCCAGGGCUCUCUGGCCGCCCUCUCCCCGGUGCCCUCCUUCCGGACGCCGGCUGGAUUCGUGGGCGCCGCCCUGGGCCUGGUCCUGGCCAGCAUCUGCUGUGGCUUGGGCCUUUACCGCUGCUGCCACCCGGCCACUGUCUACAAGGUGUGCGCCUGGCUCCAGUUCUCAGCUGGUACGCUGCACCCACGCACUCUCCCCACCGCCUAAACAUCUGGGCAGGAAAGCUCCAGGCUUCAAUCUCGGCCUACUUCCUGUUAUUGCCACCCCUGUCACCUGCCAUGGCACUGGGCAUAAAUCACUGGGCAUGAAAAGUUCAGGCUUCAAUCUCGGCCUACUUCCUGUUAUUACCCCCCCCAAUAUAAUUUGCUGUGGUACUUGGGCAGGAAAACUCCAGGCUUCAAUCUCGGCCUACUUUGAGUUAUAGCUUCCUCUGUAACCCGCCAUAGCACUGGGCGUAAAUCACUGGGCAUGAAAGGUCCAGGCUUCAAUCUCGGCCUACUUCGAGUGAUAGCCUCCCCUCUACCCUGCAUUGGUACAGACCAUAAAUCACUGGGCAGGAAAGCUCCAGGCUUCAAUCUCGGCCUACUUCGAGUGAUAGCCUCCCCUCUACCCUGCAAUGGUACAGACCAUAAAUCACUGGGCAGGAAAGCUCCAGGCUUCAAUCUCGGCCUACUUCAAGUUAUAACCUCCCCUCUACCCUGCUAUGGUACAGACCGUAAAUCUCUGGGCAGGAAAGCUCCAGGCUUCAAUCUCGGCCUACUAUGAGUUAUAGCCUCCUCUACAACCCGCUGUGGUGCUGCGCCUUAAAAUCUGAGCAGGAAAGCUCCAGGCUUCAAUCUCGGCCUACUAUGAGUUAAAGCCUCCCCUCUACCCUGCUGUGGCACAGGGCAUUAAAUCACUGGGCAGGAAAGCCCCAGGCUUCAAUCUCGGCCUACCAAUCCAUUGCACUGUCGGAGGCAAGGGAAUGGAUCCCCCCAGGCUCGGUCUUUGGGCCUAGCCGAUCUCUCCCGGGAAAGUCGGGUGAAGAGAGGGACCGGGGAGGGUUUGGGGGCGGUACCCAAGCCACACGUGACUCCUGUCGAUGCCCACCCAGCCCAAACAGGUCCGGAGAUGCAACACAAAUGGGAAA
Chiloscyllium plagiosum (whitespotted bambooshark) is the source of this 1657-nucleotide messenger RNA. The record is from RefSeq and is a predicted model, not a curated record. NCBI's taxonomy places the organism in Eukaryota, Metazoa, Chordata, Chondrichthyes, Orectolobiformes, Hemiscylliidae.